UUCAGAACCCACUAUUAGACUAUACCGAUGGUGAAUAGAUGGGAAAUUGUGCAUAACCAAAAUGACGUCGAAAGCCCAAACCCAUUAUAACAUGUGAAAUCAUCAAUUAUUCCAUUUGCUUCAACACCAAUCGAUACUAGAGGGAGGAGAAAGAGAUCUCUCCAUUCAACUCCAAAACUCAAAAUUGUCAGAUCCAAAUAGUAAAGACAAUGUCGACCUUUUCCGGAGAUGAAACUGCUCCCUUCUUCGGCUUCCUUGGCGCCGCUGCUGCCCUUGUCUUCUCUUGUAUGGGGGCAGCUUAUGGAACAGCGAAGAGUGGUGUUGGAGUGGCGUCAAUGGGAGUGAUGAGACCGGAGUUGGUGAUGAAAUCAAUUGUGCCAGUGGUUAUGGCUGGUGUAUUAGGUAUUUAUGGCUUGAUUAUUGCUGUGAUCAUCAGUACCGGGAUUAACCCCAAAACAAAGUCGUAUUACCUAUUUGAUGGCUAUGCUCAUCUCUCAUCUGGACUUGCUUGUGGUCUUGCUGGCCUUUCUGCUGGAAUGGCUAUUGGUAUUGUUGGAGAUGCUGGUGUUAGGGCUAAUGCACAACAACCCAAGCUUUUUGUUGGGAUGAUCCUCAUUCUCAUUUUUGCUGAAGCCUUAGCUCUUUAUGGGCUUAUUGUUGGCAUUAUCUUGUCUUCUCGAGCUGGGCAGUCUAGAGCUGAGUGAGUUAACCCCAUUCCUACCGCACUGUAUGUGAGACUUUUAGAAGACCAAGGCUGCAAAAGCCUAAAGUUGAAAAGUAUCUAUUACGGGUAUUGUUAUUCAUGACGCCACAACUGCCACUUUAAUCCAUUGGUGCUGUCCUGUUUGUAGAAGUAGGAGUCCAAUUUUUUCUACUUAAUAAUAGCUUAAAGAGCUAUGCAAUUUGGUCAGUAUUUAUUGUGUGUUUUGUACUCAUUAUUUGUGAACAGUCCGAGGACUAUUUCUUUUCUAAGAUUCGUGCAUGUCUGAUCUUUUCAUUUAGUAUAUCAUAUUUACUGUGCGGUUAUGUGGUUGA
Capsicum annuum is the source of this 1035-nucleotide messenger RNA. RefSeq names its product V-type proton ATPase subunit c1. Gene Ontology annotation, biological process: proton transmembrane transport. Gene Ontology annotation, cellular component: proton-transporting V-type ATPase, V0 domain. The record is from RefSeq and is a predicted model, not a curated record. Gene Ontology annotation, molecular function: proton-transporting ATPase activity, rotational mechanism. The transcript is spliced from 3 exons. Lineage: Eukaryota; Viridiplantae; Streptophyta; Magnoliopsida; Solanales; Solanaceae. The coding region runs from base 210 to 704 and encodes 164 amino acids.